UUCUGCCUGAACCCCCCCAGAUCGAACGCUGCUACUACUUCCUCCACGCCUUCAUCGAAACCGCGCAGGAGCCCGUCGAUGGGCGGCUGGUGCAAUUCCUGCUCGCCAACCCUUGCAACGAUGGCGGCCAGUGGGACAUGCUGGUGAACAUCAUUGAAAAGUAUGGCGUCGUUCCCAAGAAGGUUUUUCCUGAAUCCACUACAUCGGAAACCUCCAGGCGGAUGAAUGACAUUCUGAACAAUAAGAUGCGGGAAUAUUGCCUCCGACUACGAAACAUGGUCGAGACCGGAUGCAGCAAAGAGGAGCUUUCAACAGCAGUCGACACCAUGAUCGAGGAGGUGUUCCGGGUCGUCAGCAUCUGCCUGGGGAACCCACCCACCACCUUCUGCUGGGAAUAUUACGACAAGGAGAAGAACUAUCACAAGAUCGGGCCCAUCAGCCCCGCGAAGUUCUACCAAGACCACGUCAAGCCGCUGUUUGAUAUGGAGAGCAAGGUGUGUCUGGUGAACGAUCCUCGGCCCCGGAACAAAUACAACCAGCUCUACACCGUGGAUUAUCUGGGCAACAUGGUGGGAGGCAGGAAGACCCUUUACAACAACCAGCCGGUGGAGUUCUUGAAAAAGAUGGUGGCCGCGUCCAUUCAGGAUGGAGAGGCCGUGUGGUUUGGCUGCGACGUUGGGAAAUGUUUUAAUAGCAAGCUGGGCAUCAACGAUUUGAAGAUAUACAAUCAUGAGCUGAUGUUCGGGGUGUCAGUCAAGAAUAUGAAGAAAGAUGAGCGGCUGAUUUUCGGGGACUCCAUGAUGACGCACGCCAUGGUCAUUACAGCCUUCACGAAGAAAGAAGAACCGGACGAGGGCUACGAGAAGUGGCGCGUGGAGAAUUCGUGGGGUGAAGACCGUGGGAAUAAAGGUUACCUGCUAAUGACAGACGACUGGUUCUCGGAGUUUGUGUACGAAGUGGUCAUCGACCGCAAACACGUCCCAGAGGAGGUCCUGGAGGUCUUGCAGCAGGAGCCCUUUUGCCUGCCCGCCUGGGAUCCCAUGGGGGCUCUGGCCCACUGAGCAGUUUUGACAAGGAGGGGACACCCCCCCCCAUUUUCUCCUUCUGGGUCAACUCCAAGCCGGUGGGAGCCCCGGGGGAGGGGGGGAGGUCUGCAGCCCGGGGUGGGGGGGGACCGAGUUCCCAGCUAGAGGUGCUAACAUUCACACAUAACCCCCACCCCACCCUUCGGAAGGCGCCGUCCGGCCAGGGUGGGUGGGUGGGUGGUCCUUGCAUCGGGGGUCUCUGUUUUUCAUUGUAACACAGUGUCACCUUCCUUUCUUUUUUUCUUUUCUUUUUUUUAAAAAAUGGCUUUCUAAACUCAUCCUAAUGCACUCAAUUUGAAGCGGGGAAAGGGGUUCUUUUGAACGAGCUGUAUACACACAAAAAAAACCCACAAAAAUACGGAGAUUUUACUAGGACUCUUUCUAAACCAGGAAAUGGAGGGUUAGCACCAUUGAAUCGAGAUGCGCCGUUUGGGGGAGGAGGAGGGAUGGGUCUCCCUCGGGGGGGGGGGGUCCUUGCCCUGCUGCCUUGUCGGAGGAUAAGAUCUGGGGCAAUGUGUGGGCCUUUAAUCCUGUAAUUUCUCCCUAUCCCAUCUUUUCCAGGCUGGGUUUUCUACAACCUGGCUGGCCGAUUUCCUUUACUGCAGGGGUCUCCAACCUUGGCCCCUUUAAGACUUGUGGACUUCAACUCCCAGAGUCCCUCAGCCAGCAAAGCUGGCUGAGGGACUCUGGGAGUUGAAGUCCACAAGUCUUAAAGGGGCCAAGGUUGAGACCCCUGCUUUACUGAAUUCUAUUCAAAGCAAAAGAAUAACAUAAGGAAAAUAUAUCUAGCGUUGAUAAUGACCUACCGGACCAAUAACUGGACAGUCCCUGAUGCGUCUUACCCGAAAACUCCAAGUUGGAGAAGAAGGUGGUUUUUUUCUUCUUCUUUUGCUCAACGGGAUUCCCGUUGGUGGGAUCUCCUUUUGGUGGGAUCUCCCACUCCCCCACGGCGGGGAAAGCAGAGCGAACAAUGGUUAUAAACAGGCCGGCGAAGGACACCUCCCCACCCUCCAGCGAAAAGGGAAGCAUUGAAAAAAAUAAUAAUAAAUAAAUAAACCGCAUUUCGUAUGCCCUCGACAACUCUUAUGGUGCUAUGAAGUAUUUUAAUUAAAACACUUGCCUGAAAUGA
Messenger RNA from Ahaetulla prasina, 2214 nucleotides. RefSeq names its product bleomycin hydrolase (gene BLMH). Gene Ontology annotation, cellular component: cytoplasm. NCBI's taxonomy places the organism in Eukaryota, Metazoa, Chordata, Lepidosauria, Squamata, Colubridae. The record is from RefSeq and is a predicted model, not a curated record. The coding region runs from base 138 to 1061 and encodes 307 amino acids. The transcript has 9 exons. Gene Ontology annotation, biological process: proteolysis; L-homocysteine catabolic process; response to toxic substance. Gene Ontology annotation, molecular function: cysteine-type aminopeptidase activity.